AUGGGCAAGCCCAUAGAUCUUCUUCCGGAAAUCCACGUUGCAGAAGAAGCUUGUCACGCUAGUGUGGGUAGGAAGAAUGAGGGUAAUGUUUCCAACCCUCGUAUUGGACCACUGAAUGGUGACACCGCUGUUUCCUCGAGCCUUUCAGCCCAGGAGGCGCAUCAUAAGGCCCGAAAGUACACGAUAGCCUACCUGCCGCUUGUCGAUAAGUCCCACGAUGCGUCUCACUAUUUCAAUACUACAGAAGACUUGGGGGUAGAUGACCACGACUGUGAAUCAUCCGCGCCACCUGCGGACUAUUUCCCGCUUUCAUAUUCGGCCCUUCCUACGGACCUCCCGCCGAUAAACAAGGAUAAGCUCAUUCUGACGGCCGCAUAUAUAGCCGAUAUUGAUCGAUACAAUCCGCACGCAAUCAACGCCCGGCGUAUCAUGAGUGACGAUACCACUUGCAUAACUGAGGGUACUCCUGACUAUUUAGUCCCUGUCAAUAUCUGGUUCUCUGCAUGUGCUUGCCCGGAAACAUACGCAAGGCUCGUGCGCAAAAGACCGGAUAUGUUGGCCCUAUGUCUACGAGCAUGUAUCGCAGCGAAUUAUCAAGACAUGUGGGACGAACUGCUAGUGUCAUCGGCUGUAUCUGCUACUUCUCAGUCGGCCGGCACGGACAAUGAGCGUAAGGGUCUGAAGCUUCAGAAACUUGACAAGGUAGUCGACUCUGCACUUUAUAUGGAGGCGCUUGACUCCAUCCAAAUUCGUGACCUGGGCUUUGCAGUAUGUGCGAGGGAUGUCGUUGGGCCGGACAAGAAGAUAUGGGAGAAAAAUUGGCUCUUGACCUGA
Penicillium riverlandense is the source of this 834-nucleotide messenger RNA. RefSeq lists its product as uncharacterized. Lineage: Eukaryota; Fungi; Ascomycota; Eurotiomycetes; Eurotiales; Aspergillaceae. The transcript has 4 exons. Bases 1 to 834 code for a protein of 277 amino acids. The record is from RefSeq and is a predicted model, not a curated record.